AAUGCCCUCCACUAUCAUACCAUUUUCUGAUAAACUAUCACAAUAUUUUAGUGUCUUUUUAAUUUUUUUUUAGAAAAAUGUUUAGAUGUGGAGUUUUCAGUGCCACGGUGGCAAUAUUGAUGCUUGGAGUGAGCUGCAUGGAUGACGAAAUGUUGGAAUUAAUGAAAAUGUUACGAGAGAAUUGCGGAGAGGAAUCAGGAGUUGACCUCAGCUUAGUGGAGAAAAUAAAUCAAGGAGCCGAUUUGAUGCCUGACCCUAAACUGAAAUGCUACACCAAAUGCAUCAUGGAGACAGCGGGUAUGUUGUCAGAGGGAGAGGUAGAUGUUGAGGCAACUGUGGCUCUGCUACCGGAAGAUAUGAAAGCUAAAAAUGAGAAGAGCAUACGAGCCUGCGGAACGCAGAAAGGUGGGGAUGACUGUGAGACCGCAUUCCUCACCCAGGUAUGCUGGCAGAAAGCAAACAAGGCAGACUACUUUUUAGUUUAAACUAUAUGUUAAAUAGUUCACAAUGUUAAAUAAAAUUA
Messenger RNA from Cydia strobilella, 523 nucleotides. RefSeq names its product general odorant-binding protein 69a-like. Lineage: Eukaryota; Metazoa; Arthropoda; Insecta; Lepidoptera; Tortricidae. Gene Ontology annotation, molecular function: odorant binding. Bases 78 to 485 code for a protein of 135 amino acids. The record is from RefSeq and is a predicted model, not a curated record. The transcript has a single exon.